UGGACUUGCAAGUGGAGCCCGCGCCCGCGAGGAACCAUGCCGCGCUCUUUCUUGGUGAAAACGCACUCCAGCCACAGGGUCCCCAACUACGGGCAGCUGGAGACGCAGAGAGAAAUCAAUGGCGCCUGCUCUGCCUGCGGGGGGCUGGUGGUGCCCCUCCUCCUCCCAGACAAGGCGGCCCCUCCGACACCUGGUGACCCUGCCCAGCCCUGGGACCACACCUCCAUCAUCACCUGCAUCUCCCUACCCGUCCCACGUAACGAGGAAGCUCGGGAGGCCUCUCAGCCAGACCCCCUGGAAGUCAGCCGGGUGGACCCAUGGGCUGGCCGGGGCCCCAGUGUACCCCUCAAAGACAGCCUGAACCACCUCAACCUGCCCCCACUGCUGGUUCUGCCCACGCGGUGGCCCCCGAUCCUGGGCCCAGAUGGAGACCAGGCUCCAGACAGACUGCUGGGGGCUGAGCAGGCCCUCUGCCCCCCAGGGGGCUUCCAGUGCCUCCAUUGCCAUAAGCCCUACCACACACUGGCCGGGCUGGCCAGGCACCGGCAGCUGCACUGCCACCUGCAGGCUCAGCGCUGCUUCACCUGCAAGUACUGCGACAAAGAGUAUGCCAGCCUGGGCGCCCUCAAAAUGCAUAUCCGCACGCACACACUGCCCUGCAUCUGUGCCAUCUGCGGCAAGGCCUUCUCCAGGCCCUGGCUGCUGCAGGGCCACAUCCGGACCCACACAGGGGAGAAGCCCUAUGCCUGCUCUCACUGCAGCAGGGCCUUCGCCGACCGCUCCAAUCUCCGGGCCCACCUGCAGACACACUCUGACACCAAGAAAUACCAGUGCAAGCGCUGCGCCAAGACCUUCUCCCGCAUGUCACUCUUGGCACGGCACGAGGAAUCUGGCUGCUGCUGCCCUGGCCCCUGAGAGGCAUGGGUUUGGUGCAGGUAGGAGGGCCAGGACCUCACCCCGAGAGUCCAUGGCUAGCACCCCUCUUGGCAGGCCCGUGCUGCCUCACGUGCCCAGAGGAGCCAGGCAUCCUGGGAGGGCAGGAGCCCAGCCGCCCACUCUCAGGCGCGUUCUCCGGCCCACUGCAGCCUGCUUCCACUCAGAACCAGAGCAGCCCAGCAGACCAUUAGAGUGAGCAGGGGCUUGUGCACGUCUCCCGCUCACUCUGCCCACUUAGAAGACACUUCUCUCCCAGGGACAACUUGCAUCGAAACAAGAACCACCAUUUUAUUUUCAGGUUCUAUUUCUCCGAGACUUAAAGACUGUUGGGAGACUGUCGCCAACGUAGACAAUUCCUGCCAUUAAAUUGACACGUGGGGCUGCCUUUGGAUCUCUGCAACUCCACAGUCUGACGUGUGCUGAGUGCAUUGCACAGUCUAGCCCUCGUGGGCAGAGCUACCUCAAGGCUCACCUCCACCUGCCUUUGCUUUGGGAUGUGGGCCACGCUGCCUCAUGUCACACACACGCUCCCUACCUCACUAGGCUGUCCCUGAGAUGGAGCAGCACCGGGGGGAUGCACAGCGAGGCCCCCAUUCACAAUUGUGAGGCAAUAAAGAGUCCAUGCACUCAGGUCUGUUAUGUACUCGGGGGGUCUGCGUCUUCCCAGCCCCGUGUCUACAGAGGAGGCCAAGCUCUGGGAAAUCCUCCAGAAGCAACAAGAUUCCUGGAUAACUGGGCCCUCCUGGGGCCAGAGGAGGGCGAGACGGGUCAGGGCAUCGAGCUGUGACGUUGUGAUGGGAUGGGGAGCAAGGCUGCGGGCGGCAGG
Messenger RNA from Rhinolophus ferrumequinum (greater horseshoe bat), 1762 nucleotides. It is a transcript of the gene SNAI3, whose product is annotated as snail family transcriptional repressor 3. The coding region runs from base 37 to 915 and encodes 292 amino acids. Gene Ontology annotation, biological process: regulation of DNA-templated transcription. Gene Ontology annotation, molecular function: RNA polymerase II cis-regulatory region sequence-specific DNA binding; DNA-binding transcription factor activity, RNA polymerase II-specific; copper ion binding. The transcript has 3 exons. The record is from RefSeq and is a predicted model, not a curated record. NCBI's taxonomy places the organism in Eukaryota, Metazoa, Chordata, Mammalia, Chiroptera, Rhinolophidae.